UUCGCACUUAAAAUAAACGAUGGUUCCUUGAUAGUGAAUUUGAUUUACCUUAAAAUUGAAAGAGAUGAAAAGAAUGGAUGUGAAUUAAAUUUAAAUUAUUUUUUAUUAAAGAACCCAAAUUUAUUUUUAAUUAUUUUCCUUUUAUUUUCGAUUGUUUUCUCUUUAAAAUUUUUUUUUUAUUUUCUGCUGGUCAUCCUCUCGACCUUAUCCUCCCUCCUCUCUUUAAAAUUACAAUUUAAAGAGGACAGUUGUUUCUAGGAAAUUAUUUUUUUAACAAGAGAAUGAAUUGAAUAAAUAGAUUGGGGGAAGAAGUCUAGAAAACGGUCAUUCUCUCUUCCGGUUGAGGGUUUUGAAGUAAUUGAGGGGAAAGUAAAAUUGUUAGUAUUAAAAAUAAAAGUGCGACAGAUGUUCUCUUUUUUUUUUCGUUGACCAUUGACCGGCCAAAAAGACCUAAAUAAUAUUCUUGUGGCCCGGUGGCAAGUAUUAAAAAGUAACAGUGUCCCCCCUUCCCCUCCUUCCCUUUUUCCCCCUUCUUCCCUCCAUUUUUACCCAUCAGUCUGUUUUCUGGUGGCCAACUGCUCCUCCCUUUUUACUACUAAAAUUGUUAGAAGUAAAGGUUUAUGAGGUAGCUAGAUGGACUAAUACAAUGACGUCUGCUGUUAUUAACCUCUCGAGAAUAUCUUGUUUGGACCUAACAUUUAUAUUUAUUCAUUGUCUUAAUUCUAGUAAUUUUUUAAAAUCCAGAAAAUUGGAGUUUUUGUUUGCCUUUUAAAUAAAAUGAAUUUAUUUCGAAAGUUCUUUUGUACCGUAUUGUCUCUAAUAGAAGCACUGAGCGUUUAUCUUUCAAUACCCCGCAUUGGGUGGGCUUCUAAUAGGGCAUGGGCUUCUAUUGGAGACGGGCUUCUAUUGGAGACGGGCUUCUAUUAGACGUUUAUUUCACCAAUUUUUGAUAGUAUUUGGUCAGUAAAGAUUUACUAUUUUAAUAUUUUAUUCAAAUUAUUUAUUACAAGAGUUAAAGACAAAAAUCUUAGUGAUAAAGUUGUUUUCAAAAGAAAUAUACUACUCAAAAAUUGGCAUUUAAUUAUCCCUAGCUAAAAUAAAAUAGUUUAAUUUUUAGAUUAGAAAAGCUAGUCAUUUUUAUAUUUUAUGUCCUUUUCUUUGUUAUUUUCCAAACUUCAGAUUGUUUGUAUCAAAGGAGCGCAAAAGAAAACCCCUUUCUUUUUACUGCUCAUUCAUUCUCGACUGAGGGAAAGCUUUCAUACACACACAAAAAAUAUCGGCCAGCCGUUGCUGCGCCUUGCUUUAGCUUUUUUAUUCUUUUUCCUCAUUCAUUUGCCUCGGCAGCAUUUAAAGCAUUGCUUGCUCUGUUUGCCCAUUGAUUUUCUUGGCCUCUUUUUAGUUACCACCCGAAUAAACCUAAAUAUUCCCCCCUCCUUUCCCUCAUUUCUUACACUUGCAUUCAAGCAUAUAUUUGCUUCUUUUUGUUUUUAG
Meloidogyne enterolobii is the source of this 1491-nucleotide messenger RNA. The record is from the annotation of a GenBank genome assembly. NCBI's taxonomy places the organism in Eukaryota, Metazoa, Nematoda, Chromadorea, Rhabditida, Meloidogynidae.